AUGGCAACAAGACGAUUCAUUAGCAAAAUUGGCGCUUAUAAUACACAUUCCCGUUUAUUUUCAUUAUCAUCACCGACUUAUGCUUCUGACAUUGUACUCCCAAAAUUUCAAAUUGAUUUACCUGGUGUAGAAAAUUAUGGUUUUGAAGGUGAAUCAUCAUUUAUGAGAUGUAAACAUGGAGCUGUUGCUGCAGACUCUGAAGAAGCAUCAAAAGUUGGCAGACGCAUUUUAAAUUUAGGUGGUUCUGCAGUUGAUGCUGCUAUUGCUGUUCUUCUUUGUGUUGGUGUACACAAUUGUCAUUCAACUGGAAUUGGUGGUGGAUUUCUGAUGAAUAUCUAUGAUUCUCAACGUAAGGAAUGUAUAGCCGUUGAUGCACGUGAAGCAGCACCAUCACAAGCUCAUCAUAGAAUGUUUAUUGAAGGAAAUCCACCACCAUCAUCAACACAUGGUGGUUUAGCUAUUGGUAUUCCAGGAGAAAUAGCUGGCUUUUGGAAAGCUCAUAAACUUCACGGAAAAUUACCAUGGGCAGUUCUAUUUAAACCAGCUAUUGAAAUGUGUAAUGAAGGUUUUGAAAUACGAAAAGCACUUGCUUUUACUAUACUUAAAUGUAAAGAUAAUUUAUGGAAACAAAGAUCAUUUAGACGAGUGUUUUUUAAAGGUGAUUCAGAUCAUGUUUAUGGUUUAGGUGAUACUAUUUAUAGACCACGUCUUGGAAAAACACUUUCAAUUGUUGCUGAACAUGGACCAAGUGCUUUUUAUGAAGGCGAAUUAUCAGAUUUAAUUUGUGAAGAAAUUCAAGAACAAGGAGGAAUUAUUAACCGAUUCGAUUUAGAAACUUAUCAUGCUAGAGUUAAACCGGCUAUUCAAGUAACGCUAGGCAGCGAUUACACAGCUUAUGGUGUUCCGCCGCCAGCUAGUUCAGCUAUAACUCUUCUUAUUCUUAAAGUAAUGGAUGGUUAUGGUUUAUCACCAUAUUCAUUAGAUAGUGAUGAAAAACAAGUGAGAUUUUAUCAUAUUCUUAAUGAAUUAUUUAAAUUUGCAUAUGCAAAACGAUCAGCUAUGGGAGAUGAAUAUGAUUCUCAAACUGAAAAAAAUCAAGAUAUUGAACAGUUACUAAAACUUAUUUUAUCGCCGGAAUAUGCAGAAGAAAUUCGUGAUCGGAUCAAUGAACAUAAAACACAGCCAUUGGAAUAUUAUGAACCUAGAUUUGAACCUCAAACAGAUCAUGGUACCAGUCAUUGUUCUAUUAUUGAUUCAUUGGGUAACGCAGUUGCUGUAACAAGUACAAUAAAUACUGAUUUUGGAGCCUUCGUUUAUGGACGUAAUACCGGUAUUAUAUAUAACAAUCAAAUGGAUGAUUUUUCUCAACCAGGUUUAUCUAAUUACUAUGGUUAUGCUCCAAGUCCAGCUAAUUUUAUAAAACCUUUUAAACGUCCAAUGUCAUCAAUGAGUCCAAUUAUUGUGACUGAUUCAAGUGGUGAAGUUAUUUUUAUUGGUGGUGGUUCAGGUGGUAGUCGAAUUAUAUCAUCUGUUGCUCAAGUAGCUAUUUAUAAUUUGUGGCUUGGUAAAAGUAUUCGUGAUGCUGUUGAUAUGCCUCGUUUACAUCAACAACUUAUUCCAAUGGAAAUUGAAUUAGAAAAACGCUUUCCUGUGAAUGUGGUACAUGGUCUUUUAUCAAAAGGUCAUACAAUUUCAAGUUUUCGUGGUGGAUGUGUCGUUCAAGCAAUUGAACGUCGUCAUGCCGAUGAAUUAUGGGCUGUUAGUGAUGCACGAAAAGGUGGUGCACCAGAUGGUCUUGGUUAUAAACAUAUAACCAAAACUUUUCAAAAUUGGUUCCGUCGAACAUUUCAAAAAGGCAAAGAACAAAAAAUAUUAGAAGAAGAAGUUGAAAAAGCACGAUUAUUAUCUCCAAAGUAA
Rotaria sp. Silwood1 is the source of this 1917-nucleotide messenger RNA. The record is from the annotation of a GenBank genome assembly. NCBI's taxonomy places the organism in Eukaryota, Metazoa, Rotifera, Eurotatoria, Philodinida, Philodinidae.